Messenger RNA from Vitrella brassicaformis, 2236 nucleotides. Lineage: Eukaryota; Vitrellaceae. The record is from the annotation of a GenBank genome assembly.
GUUGAUACAUCGUGACGCCAUUAGCACUGGCUGGAUUUCUUUCGGUGCAGUCAGUUUCGCUAAGGCAAUGUCAUGCACGCCCCACGCAGCCAAGAAAAAAAGGACCUAAUCGGUCCGCACACAGACUAGCCCCCACACAAGGCCACGCACACAGUAAGCCACAAGUAUACGCGACAAGCAGCCAAAGUCACAGAAACAAGGCAGCUAUAGAUUCCCUACGACGUGGGCACCGCUCAUGAACUCAGUUCGGCUGCCCAUGAGCAGUCCUGACAGUCACUGACGCCGCUCGUCGCAUAGAUGGACAUAACCCGCCCCGUGGCACAGCCGUGAUCGUCUUCAGCAGCAUCCUUGUGCUCAUGAAUGACCUCCCUGAACCGUGUCACGUUGCCCCCUGCAUGAAUGCAUCAAUGCACCACACGGACACAGACAAGCCUGCAAGGUUGACGCUCCUCCGCGACUGAUUUGCGCACAUGAGGGUCGGCGUUCGAGAAUGUACUGCUGGUACUCGUCGACGCAGACAAGGCCAUCCUUGUUCGUGUCCAUUGUGUGCCACAGGGCCCUGCCGAGCUCGCAGAAGGCCACGCAAUCGGACGGGAAAUCCACGAUAUCGUAUGUGACUCCACAUGGCUUCCAUUUGUUCACCACUGACAGAAACUGCACAGGCACAAACAGAGACCACAGGCCAUCAACGCCCCAAGAGGCUGUUGUCUCUCACUUACACUUUUCGAUUGGGUGUGGAAGCAGUCGGUAUAGCAUAUCGGAUUGUACUCCAGCAGUAGCAACUCCAGCGUGUCUUUCAUUUUUGUGAUGCUCGCUGGCAGGCUUGUCACACUGUUGACCCGCAGGUCGAUGAAUCGGAGACGUGGCAGGCUCGCGAUCCACUCUGGCACCUCAGAGAUACGGCUGAGAGCAAAGUUCACGUACUCAAGAUUUGGCAGUUUCUCAAGCCCACGAGGGACCUCCUAGAGAGGACAUACACAGAAAGACGCACUCAUGACGUCUCUUCUUUGUUUGUCAAAAAAGUCUGUGUGUACCUCUAGUUCGGUGUGCCAUCCUGUGAUAUACCUCAAGCUUUUUUGCCUAGCCAGUCCUUUGCUGCUCAGCUCUCUUAUUGGGUGGCGGAGGACGGUCCCAUUGUCGGCACUGUCAGCCUCUAUCGAGCCAAAUCCAAUCCCUGCUCACCAGCGGGCCACGUGCACACAGAGACAAAUCUGUCACAUCCAUUCGCGAGCGCCUUCAGCAAACCUUGCAACGUCGAAAAGAAGUCCAAUCCAGCGUUUAUGUGGGCGGCUGACAUGUUUGUGACUUUAGUGCAAGCCAUGUAGACACAGUUGCAGGGGAGCCCGCGUGGGAGACCACGCAAUAUCUGAUACGGGACGACGACUGGGUAGGUCUGCACAUAUGUCCACAAACAGACGCAGGCGUUUGCGUGAAGGACGUUAUCGAUCCUACUUGCCUUUUGUAUACACUGUCCCCAACUCGGUAUGUUGUCCUCCGUACACACGUAGUGAGCCCGUAGACGAUUGACGACCUCAUGAAUUGCGUAGAAAGAUGUGAAAGCCAGCCAGAGAACACCAAGGGCCAAGAAGAUGGUCUCUUUACCACAGAGGAAGACAAAGAGGGGAGAGAGAAGUCAGAAGAAUCCAAGAGUGUCUCUACCACAGCGACGAAUCCAGACAGAAUCGCCGCGGAUCGCUGCAAGACAAAGAGAGCGCGAGAAGUUCUUGCGUAUGCACAUUUGUUUCUCUCUCUGUUUGCCUACAGCUUCCUCUGUUGGCGAUGAAUUCAACGCCGACACUGCCUCCUCUCCGCGAGACACACGGGACCUCAGUGCUGCCACGUGUCUCCCGCAAAGCCAACUUGCGAGAGCAGAACUCUCUCUCCUCCCGCAUUGCCUCCUCCUCUUCCUCCUUGAUAAAGUCUUCGACUUGUAAUACUGAGGUGAUCUGCCUUCGGAUCCGUUGCGCACUCUAAAACAUAAAAUAGCAGCGAUGAGUCAAGAUUUGUGAUGUGGUUGGUCUUCAUGUUCUUAGCUCACAAGAUCAUGGGUCUUCAUCCUUUGCAAAGCCAUCGAUGCCAUCCGAAACAGGGAAGGCUUAGCCGGCACAUGCUCACUCUCACUAUCAUCGCCCAGGGUGUCGUCCGAAGGGAGAAUCUUCUGCAGUCGCCUCGGCGAGUUGCCAGUCUUGUCCUCCAAACGAGCACCUUCUGGUGAGCAACCGGUCAUCUCGACCAU